AUUAUUAUACCAUUCUUACAUACAAUCAAUGUGCCAUAAGGUUUGGUAUGUUUUCAGAUGCAUUACAAAAGUUGCCACUACCGGAAGUAGAGGAAGCCUACUGUUACGAGCAAGACACGGACAUAACGGCAGAUAGUUCAGCUAUUGCGGCAAUUUCUGUGCUUGCUGCAAUUGGGAUGUUGAUUUUAGUUGGAACGGUUUAUGAUAUUUACAAGUCAAGCCGGGCUACAGAGGAUAAUUACAAAACAGGAACCAGACCGAGAGAGGAAACCGGAAGUUACAUCAAUGGAGCACUUAGCGAUUCGUCAGUAAAAAUCAAUGUACCAGAAAACAAAACAGAAAUAAGCCUUCCAUCCGGUUAUAUGCCGCAUAAAGAAGGCGGAUGUCCGUUGCCAACCGUAAGUAACGGUUACCAUGAGAUCUCAAAUGGUGCUAGAAUAACACAAAAUACAGACAAUCAACAACAACCUGAUACAAGACAAGAGAAAAAAAGAAAAGAUUCUUUGGCAGGAAAGCUUAUCGUCUGCUUCUCACUGUAUACAAACAUUCCUAAGAUUCUUAGCGCGAAAUCUACAUCCGGUUCUAUUUCUUGCAUACAUGGAAUUCGGUUCUUAAGUCUUACAUGGGUAGUUCUUGGACACACCUACAAUUAUGGAAUUGUAUCUCAAGAUGAAACUUUUACCACAGAUAAUUUGUUGGACUUUGUACCAAUUAUGCAAAGAUUAACAUUCCAAGGCGUGGUAGCAGGCGGGUUCGCCGUCGAUACUUUCUUUGUCUUAAGUGCAUUCUUGUUGACAUGGUUACAGCUGAAAGGAACUGACAAGAAAAAGAAGAAAUGUACAGUAUCUGACGGAAUCAUGUACUACUUUCAUCGUUUCUGGAGACUGACUCCAAUAUACAUGUUAGUAAUCAUGAUGUUUUCAUGCUUGUACCGGUAUAUUGGCUCGGGACCUUUCUGGCCAAGUACAAUAUGGGCAGCCGAACAUUGUAAAACAGUGUGGUGGACCAACCUUCUAUACAUCAAUAAUCUAGUUGAAACUCAUUCUCAGUGUAUGGGCUGGACUUGGUACUUGGCCAAUGAUAUGCAGUUUUAUGUUAUUUCACCUUUGUUUCUUAUAUUCAUGUACAUAAUGCCCGUGAUUGGGGCAAUCUUAACAAGUUUGUUGCUAUGUAUGGGCAUUGGUAUAGCGUUUUGGAAGGAAUAUGAAAUUAAUGGUAACUUUUUCACCAUGAAAUCAGACGACGGCGCUUUUUGGAACGAAGUUUAUACCGUGCCAUGGUGUCGUGUCGGCUGCUGGGCAGUUGGAAUGUUGCUGGGCUUUGUUAUUUAUAAAAGAGAGCGAAAACCUUUACGCAACAAGAGUUUAACAUAUAUUGGCUGGUUAGUAAGCACAGCAGUUGCUCUAUCGUUGGUAUACUCUACAUACAGCGAGAAUAAGGAAGAUGGUACAGAAUGGACCAAUGUACAACGUGCUUUCUACGAGGCGUUUGGUAGACCUGCAUGGGGAUUUUGUAUCGCAUGGCUGAUUUUUGCGUGUUAUAACAACAUGGGCGGGCUGGUGAAUUCAAUUCUGUCAUGGAAUGGUUUUAUACCCUUGUCUCGGUUGACGUAUGCAGCUUAUCUCGUACACCCGAUCUGUAUGAUGAUGUACUUUUUCUCUAGACGUACCUUGUUCCAUGUCAACGAUUAUAAUAUUAUCUAUCUGUAUUUCGGUCAUCUAUGUGUUACCUAUAUGGUUGCACUUGUAUGUUCGGCUUCGUUUGAGGCACCGACAAUGGGUUUGGAAAAAAUCUUGUUUCGUAGGGGCGGUAGGAGGUAACGGGCAAUGACAAAAAGACAUAUAAACUUGUAAUGAAAUGUGAUAUAGCUGAGGUGAUAGGAUUCCUAUGUAGUAUAUUUGAAAGACAUUUUCAGCUUGUGCUUGCCGCAUAUAUAACUUGUUUUGUGUAAAUUAUAUCUGAAACUAUAUUUGAUAUACAUUGUAUAUGUUAUACUUAAUUGCAUUUUGACUGUGAUCUAUUGUAAAUAUAUAUAGAUAAUAUUGUUAUUAUCUAUGCAAUAUCUUAUUGAUUUGCUAACAAUUAUGUAACAUAUUAAACAAAUGACAAUAUUAAACGUGUUUUGUAUAUGCAAAGCUUAUUUCUGUUGCAAUAAUUAUGUAUGUUGAGUUUCUAAAUCUAAAACCAAUUCUUGCUACAAUUUAUGUCAUAUUUAAUUGAACUGAGUUAUAAUUUAUUGUAAAUAGCAUAAUUAAAUAAAUGAAUGAAUAAAUAAAUUUGAUAUCGCCCAAUUUGUCCUAAAAAUGCUUUAUUUAUUUUUUUCAAAAGCUCUUAAUUUUUGGUUGCCUAUGUAAGUUUCUAAAAUGUUACUCAUAGGUCAAUUAUCCGAAACACCCGUUUAUAUUUUGCUUCUUUUAUGACCUAUAACUUCACAUUCUUCCCUAUUUUCUUCACGUGAUAAACAUACAAAACGCUCAUAAAACUAUUGAAUAAUAAACAUAAUAAAAUCGCAUUUGCCUUUUCCAAAAGAAGGAUAAAAUAUCAAUUUCUGAAGCCGAAUGUGCUUUCAAGUAAUAAAAAGUUUUAUCGUU
Messenger RNA from Ruditapes philippinarum (Manila clam), 2591 nucleotides. Its product is annotated as nose resistant to fluoxetine protein 6-like. The record is from RefSeq and is a predicted model, not a curated record. NCBI's taxonomy places the organism in Eukaryota, Metazoa, Mollusca, Bivalvia, Venerida, Veneridae. Bases 48 to 1820 code for a protein of 590 amino acids. The transcript is spliced from 13 exons. Gene Ontology annotation, molecular function: acyltransferase activity, transferring groups other than amino-acyl groups.